Brassica rapa (field mustard) is the source of this 4386-nucleotide messenger RNA. RefSeq names its product probable folate-biopterin transporter 9, chloroplastic. The record is from RefSeq and is a predicted model, not a curated record. Gene Ontology annotation, cellular component: membrane. NCBI's taxonomy places the organism in Eukaryota, Viridiplantae, Streptophyta, Magnoliopsida, Brassicales, Brassicaceae.
ACAGUUUUUUUUCGACAAAAUAACAGUUUAAUAAUGGAAUAUAGUCGCUUUUAUACUUGAUAUAUACUUUUUUUGUUUUUAAUAUAAAAUCUUUUAAAAUUGUGUACAUAGAUUAAAAAAUUAUUAAUUUUUUAUAUUUUAUAAACAAAAACAUCAUUAAUUAUUUAUCUAAUUAUAAAUUAACCAAUAAUAAAAUAAAAGCUAUAUUAUCAUUGAUCAUAUAAUAUUAAGUAUUAAUAAAUUUUACACAGAAAAUCGAAAACGUCGUAUAAUUUAAAAUUAAAAAAAAAUUAAAACGACUUAUAUUAAAAAAUACUUUAUUAACUUUUGGAAUAAUAUUUUAAAGCAAAAAAAAACUUUGGAAUAUACGCCAAAAAAAAAGCUUUAAGAUAUAUGCAUGUAAUUUCGUAAGCAUUAUCCACAGUAGAAUUUGCCUUAUAGUACUGUAACACAUGUCUGACUUAUACGUGUCGAUACUAAAUGAAUUUGUCAGAUGUGAUAUUUCCGCAAAAUAAGAAGUCACAAUCAGAGUUUCGAGGAGUUUGUGUAAGAAAGGGACCCCACCCGAAUCUUAAGAAAAAACUCUCCUCUUCGAAACACCAACCAAGGAUACUCCGUCAAGUGGGUCCCACGACAAAUAAAGUUAACGUAUGCAAAUUAAUCUCACGUCCUUAUUAAGCGAUGAUUAAAUAGUAAAUACAUAAAACUAGUCCUAUACUGCUUGCUUAACUAGCUGAUUUUUCCGUGCUCAUGCACGGAUACAAACAUCAUGCACGGAUACUAACAUUUACGUAAUGAUUAAAUUAAAAAAAAUUGAUAAAAAAAAUUUUUUUGUUUAUAACUUUUAAGUUAAUUUUUAAUCUCUAUAAUAUUAUUUGAAAAGUUAGUUUGUUAUGUAUUAUUAUGUUCCCAUCUUAAUUGGUUACAGUUAAACUAAAAUAAGCUCAUCUUGUUACUUUAUCUUAGGAUGAAAAAUAUAUUUUGUAAGAUUGUGUAUAAUUUGCUAUAUGCUGUUUUCCAUAAAAUUAAAAAAAACUAAAGUGCUAAUAAUUUUUGUUAUGAAAAUUCUAAUCAUUCAAUCAAAAAUAUAUUGAUAAAUAAGAAAUACUAUUUAUAUUGUUGUAGCCUCACGUUAUAAGACAUUUAUUUGUUUUAAAAAUAAUCAUAAGAUAUAAUAAUUCUGGUAAAAUAAGAUAUUAAAUAAUCAUUUAUGUUGUUCCAAAUUAUUUUCUUAUUAAUUAUUUGAUUGAAAGAUAUUUAUAAUAAAAAUAUUAUUAUAUUUUAGAAAAAUAUAUCUGAAUUAUUAUAUUUUUAAGUUUUUGUGAAGUUAUUUUUAUAUAUAUUUAUAAGUAUACAUUUUUAAAAGUUAUUGAAAUUUUUAUUUUUGUCGUAGGAAACAUAAAGAAUAAAAAAAACUAAAUUCGUUUUUAUAUAAAUGUAUAUGUUUAUAUUUUAUUAAAAAAUUCUUUUUAUUAUUUAUGUGUCUUAAUAAAAAGAAAAAUUACAUUAAAAAAUUAAUCACAGUUUUAUUAAGCAAAAGGAAACAUAGAUAAUUGUUAUUAAUGGAAAUCCUUAAUAAUGAAAAAAUGAAAAUCACUAAUAAUAUUUUUAAUUCAUUAAGGAUAUAAGUGUAAUUAACCACCGUGAGAGUUAACGUGAGCACGACACAUAAACUUCUCAAAUAAUAUUAUAGAGAUUACCAUCUGCUUAAAGACAACCUUUCUAACUUCUUCUUAUUUUUGUUUGAUUCUUAUCAAUCUUCGAUAUCAUUCUCUAAUUUUAUUAGUUUCCUCUCUAAACACACAGAUAGAGUGCUAAUUACUGCAUAUAAUAUAAUGGUGGCCACAUUAUCUCUGUGGCUGAUUUUCUUUCCUUCUUAAGCACCCACCCGUGAAUCUCUCUCUCCUUUCUUCUCUCUGUUCCAUCUUUUUAAUUUUUUCCCCAAGAUUUUGAAUCCCUCAGAUCAAAAACAAAAACAAAGGCUUAAGGAAUCAUGAACAAUCCAUUAUUAUUAUCCAUCACAAACCCAGUAAAGCUCUUGAAACCAUCAACAAUCCCGUACGGUUUAAACCUAAACACCACCAUUAACAAGAAACAGCAGCAGCUAACCAAAACCAUUGUCCUAAACUCCAACACCAGAUCGAGAACAACAACAACAUUCACCAGUAGUCUCUCGUUGGUUAGAAGGAGAAACAACAAUGGUGGUGGUGUUACUGGAGGCUUUGAUGAAACGGAAGUUUGUAGAAGAGAUCAAGGAAACGCAGUUUUGUUGUGUGCUUUAGGUUAUUGGGUUCAAGGGUCAAGGUGUUUCCCAUGGCUUGCACUUAACUUUCACAUGUCUCAUUGCCUUCAUCUCAAGCCAUCUACCCUUCAGCUUGUGCAGUACACUGCUAUUCUUCCCAUGGUGGCUAAGCCUCUCUAUGGAGUCCUCUCAGAUGUUCUGUACAUCGAUGGUGCUCGUAGAGUUCCUUACAUCUCCAUUGGAGUGCUUUUGCAAGGUUUAGCAUGGGGUUCAUUAGCAAUAUUCCCCGGUUCUAGAGAAGCUCUUCCUUCGCUUUUGGGACUUGCUUUGCUUAGUAACCUUGGAGCAUCUGUUACUGAAGUUGCACAAGACGCAUUAGUAGCUGAGUAUGGUUUAAGAUACCAAAUGAAUGGUCUUCAGUCCUAUGCCCUCAUGGCUUCAGCUGUUGGAGGAAUCCUUGGAAACCUUCUUGGUGGAUAUUGCUUGGUCAAGACACCUCCUAGAAUCUUGUUCCUUGCUUUCACAGCUCUCUUGUCUCUUCAGCUCACUGUUUCUCUGUCCUCUAAAGAAGAAUCAUUUGGCCUAGCAAGGAUAAGAGAGACAAGCUUAAAGAAACAGUUUAAUGAUCUUAUGGGAGUUAUUCAGGGAGAUGAAGUCUCUCAGCCAUUAACUUGGAUCAUAGCUUCCAUUGCAAUGGUGCCUCUUCUCUCAGGAUCUGUCUUCUGCUACCAAACUCAAGUUCUGAAUCUUGAUCCUUGGGUUAUAGGAAUGUCAAAGGUUAUUGGACAGUUGAUGCUUCUAUGUUUAACCGUGGUUUACGAUCGUUACUUGAAGAAGACGCUUCCCAUGAGGCCACUGGUCCAUAUAGUUCAGCUCCUAUAUGCAUUGUCAUUACUCUUUGAUUACAUUUUGGUGAAGCAAAUAAAUGUAACGCUUGGAAUCUCCAACAAGGCUUUUGUGCUUUGCUUUUCAAGUGUGGCUGAGAUUCUUGCACAGUUCAAGAUUCUUCCGUUUUCUGUCUUGCUAGCAAACAUGUGCCCUGGAGGGUGUGAAGGAACCAUCACUUCUUUCCUUGCUUCAGCUCUGUGUUUGUCAUCGAUAGUUAGCGGGUUUGCUGGAGUUGGGAUGGCUAAUGCGAUCGGUGUAACGUGUAAUAACUACGCAAACUUGCCUGCAGGAAUCCUGAUGCAGUCUUUGGCAGCUAUGUUGCCUUUGUGGUUUAUUCAUUAUGUUCCAAUGUCAGAGCCUGGGUUUGAGAGAGAAGGUAAGAGAGGUUUGAGUAAGAGAAGUAGGAGGAAUAGACGAGUAGGGAGAGUAGUUGGUCAGGAGAUUUUCGCUUACCGUCGAGAAAGAGAUGCAGAAGCACAAACAUAAACAAGAACCACUCUCAGUUAGCUUGUAGUUCUUCAGCUCAUAGAUUGAGAUCAGAAAAUGAGAUUUUGUGACCAAGAAGGAUUAGAACAGAUAGAUAGUUUGUUUGGAUACAUGAUCCUCUCAGUUAACAAUCAAGACAUGGAUGCUUUUAGGUUCCUCUCACUGUUACAUUCAUGUCCUUAGGUUUGGAUGAUACAUGAUACUCUAUUAACAAGCAUGAAAUGUUUGAAAAGUGAGAACAACUUGGUCCAGCUUCUACAGACAUUCCUGAAAAAAAAAUCCAACAACAGCAACACAAGAGACUGUUUCCAAGCUAUAUAUUUACCAGAUGCUCAUCUGCAAUGGGCGCGGUUGAGAGAGUUCAUUUCCAAGCUUUAGCAUCUCAUAAGACAAUGAAGCAGCUUCCAUGGACAUUCCAUCUGGCUCCAUAGCCUAAGAUGAUAAUGCUACAAGAUACUCCUAUUUUGUAUCAUAUCUUUCAUGAACCGAGUGCUCCUUUCUGCUAGUAGUUUUUUUUUUCAAAUAUAUUUUUAUUUUGUUAUAUCGUUGUCUGGUUAGAUCUUUACCGUAAAAGCUACAACUUAACUUCAGAAGAUUGAUCAUUGCUGUUCAAUCAUUCAUACAACUCACGAACAAUUUAAAAGAUAGAAAGAGCUUUUUUUUUUUGGUAAAAGAUAGAAAGAGCUUUGCUAAUGUGUUGUUACUGGAAUCAACAAAUCAAUAUGAGAGCAAAGAGUUUUUUUUCACGAAUAUCCACUCCUAUUCAUUUC